CAUAAAAUAACCUCGAAAAGUUUUCCAAAUUUUUGAACACAUGUGUUGGAGUGUUGUAUUUAUCAUCAGAAACAACUUCUUAUCUUGAACAUUUGACUGUGAUUUGCUUUGUAUGUGGAAACCAAACAUUGACUGAUAAAUCAUGGGAAGAAAAGCCGGCUUCAACGAGGUAGAAAAACCUAAAAAAGGCCCAGGAAGAAAAGCUAAAAAGCAGAAGGAACCUGCGCUACCAAAAACGUUGCAAGAUGGAGGGAUCAAAAAAUUAAGCAGACGUCAGAAGUUACGUGCAAAGAACCGCAUAAAAAAACAGGUAGAGCGAGCAGCUAAAAGUGAGCUGGCCCAAAUAAAGAAUAUGAAGAAAAAAGAAAAAAUUGUUGAAGUAAUAAAUGCCCUAGCUGAUACAUCUAAAACAAACCUUGUUCAGAAAAGAAAAUUUGGUUUUAAUGAUGACAAUGACACAUGGUUGAAACCAAAACAGAGUAAAAAACCUAAAAAGAAGGAGGAAACUGAUUCAAGUGAGCAAGAGUCCGAUACUGAGGAAGAAGAUCAAGACAGCUUGAACAAUAUUGAAGGUUCUGACGAAGGAGAAGAAAACGUGGAAAGUGAAGAAGACACAAAUGAGGAAAGCGAAGAAGAAACAGAUGAAGAAAGUGAAGAAGAUGCUGAUAAUGCCAAAGUUGGAUCAUUGAAUGAUUUAAGUGAUUCUGAUAUUGAGAAUGAUGAAUAUGAGGGUGAAGAUAAUAGUGACCAAGAUGAUGAUAAUGAUAGUAAUGAUGAGGAAAAACUACUUCCUAUUGAAAGAAAGAACAAAAUCCUGGAAAAGAAAUUGGCAAAGGAGAAAAAAAUGGCUGAAGAAGAAUUAGCCUUGAAUAUUGCAUCACAAGAGAAAUUCCAAUUUCCAUCGAAAGAUGAGGAAGAAGUACUUAGCUUACAAGAUGUUCAGCAGAGAAUAAAAGAAGUCAUGUCAGUACUUGCCGAUUUUUCCAAUCAAAGGGAUAAAGAAAGGUCAAGGUCCGACUAUUUGGACCUAUUAAAACAAGAUUUAUGUACAUACUACAGUUAUAAUGAAUUCCUGAUGGAAAGGUUCAUGCAGCUUUUUUCGUUAUCUGAGCUCUUGGAGUUUUUGGAAGCUAGUGAGGUUCAGAGGCCAUUAACUAUAAGGACAAACAGUUUGAAAACGAGGAGAAGAGAUUUGGCCCAGGCCCUCAUUAAUAGGGGUGUUAAUUUAGACCCAAUUGGGAAAUGGAGUAAAGUUGGAUUAGUCAUAUAUUCAGCUCAAGUACCAAUUGGUGCAACACCAGAGUAUUUAGCAGGUCAUUAUAUCAUUCAAGGAGCCUCAAGUCUGUUGCCAGUAAUGGCUUUAGCGCCACAAGAAAACGAGAGAAUUCUUGAUAUGGCUGCAGCACCAGGUGGUAAAGCUUCACAUAUAGCUGCGAUCAUGAAAAAUACUGGCAAGUUAUUUGCCAAUGACAUUAAUAAGGACAGGAUAAAAGCAGUGUAUGGAAACUUCCAUCGAUUGGGUGUAGCAAACUCUGUAAUAACUACCAUGGAUGGUAGGAAAUACCCAAAAACAAUGAAAGAUUUUGACAGAGUUCUACUAGAUGCCCCUUGUACUGGAACAGGAGUUGUUGCCAAAGAUCCCAGUGUAAAAAUAAGUAAAGAUGAACAAGACAUACAACGUUGCUACAACCUUCAAAGACAACUCUUACUAGCUGCAAUCGAUUGUGUUAAUGCAAAGUCUGCAACAGGUGGUUAUAUUGUAUAUUCAACUUGUUCAGUUUUGCCAGAAGAAAACGAAUGGGUAAUUGAUUAUGCCUUGAAGAAAAGAAAUGUUAAACUAGUACCAACUGGCUUAGAUUUCGGAACUGAGGGUUUUGUCAAUUAUAGACAUCAUCGAUUCCAUCCUACAUUGAAAUUAACCAAAAGAUUUUAUCCUCAUACACAUAAUAUGGAUGGCUUCUUUGUUGCUAAACUUAAGAAAUUUUCCAAUAAAAUUCCACAACAUACAGAAGUUGAAGAAAAAGAGUAAUAAACAAGUUGUUCUCAGUUAUUGUUUAUUCAUUUCUAUUGUUCUAAAGUUAUAUUUAUAUUUUAUAUACCUUGUAAAAGAUAAAAUUUCAAUUAGUUUUAUUCAAUUAGAGAAGAAUGUAAUUUUUUGGGAUCUUGUGUGUGAACCUCCUAUUAAACAAGAUGAAAACUGA
Coccinella septempunctata (seven-spotted ladybird) is the source of this 2201-nucleotide messenger RNA. RefSeq names its product probable 28S rRNA (cytosine-C(5))-methyltransferase. Gene Ontology annotation, cellular component: nucleolus. Gene Ontology annotation, biological process: maturation of LSU-rRNA; rRNA base methylation. The record is from RefSeq and is a predicted model, not a curated record. Gene Ontology annotation, molecular function: RNA binding; rRNA (cytosine-C5-)-methyltransferase activity. The coding region runs from base 143 to 2029 and encodes 628 amino acids. Lineage: Eukaryota; Metazoa; Arthropoda; Insecta; Coleoptera; Coccinellidae. The transcript is spliced from 2 exons.